Molecule: messenger RNA, 912 nt
Organism: Orbilia oligospora ATCC 24927
Lineage: Eukaryota; Fungi; Ascomycota; Orbiliomycetes; Orbiliales; Orbiliaceae
Exons: 5
Coding region: 1-912 (303 amino acids)
Cellular component (GO): membrane
Source: RefSeq, a predicted model, not a curated record
AUGGAAACUAUACUACUGGAAAUUCGACAAAAUAGGCAAAGUCCGGUCCUUCGGUCAUACUAUCACUAUGACCCGUCUGAAGUUGUGGCAAUUGUAGCCUUAGUCCUCUAUGGACUCGCGACUUUCGCCCAUUUUUUCCAAUACUUCCGUUAUCGAGCAUGGUAUCUUACUGUCCUGCUGUUAGCAGGUAUCAUGCAGACGUUUGGAUAUCUUGCUCGUUUAUUUUCCGCAAGAGACGUACACAACAGAGGCUUAUACAUCGCCCAGUUCGUCCUCGUAGUUCUCGCACCAGUGUUUACCGCAGCAGGUGAUUAUAUCAUCUUGGGGAGGCUUCUGGAGAGAGUCUUACCAGGCGGGCCUAGGGCAAAGGCACUGGGGCUUCCAGCGAGGUGGAUUACAUGGAUUUUCGUAACCAGUGAUAUAAUUAGUUUCGUGAUGCAGGGAAUAGGUGCUACCAUUAUCUCUGCGAAUACCGAUGGACGAAACCCUGGCGCUCAGGUACAAGGACAACAUAUCAUCAUGGCCGGUUUGGCGAUCCAAAUUGCGUUUUUCAGUUUCUUUGUCUGCGCAGUUGUCCGAUUUGAUACGAAGACCAGAGAAUCGCAUCCAGGUGCGAAAUGGCGUGCCCUAGUAUAUUGCUUAUAUAUCAGUUGUGCUUGUAUCCUCAUCCGUUCGAUCUACAGAAUUGUCGAAUUUGCGCAAGGUUGGAAUGGUUACCUCAUGUCCCAUGAGGUGUACUUCUACGUCCUGGAAGCCUUGCCGAUGCUCCCAUGUCUGGUGAUUUUCAAUAUCUUCCACCCAUCCAAGUAUUUACCGGAGCCGAAAGCCACCGAGGAAAGUCAGGAUGUUGCCUUGGAGAACCAGGAGCCUUAUGGUAGCCGGGAGGGCAUUGUGUCAACCUCCAAUUAUUGA